AUGCAUAUCUCCGCCAUGGUUGUUUCGGCUCUGGCCGCCGUUGCUCAGGCCGUCGACGUCCAAGUCGUCUCCGUCGCCUCGACCAACAACACCCUCAAGUUCUUCCCCGACAAGAUCAACGCCGCCGUCGGCUCCAUGGUCCAGUUCCAGUUCCGCGGCGGAAACCACUCCGUCGUCCAGUCCACCUUCGACAACCCGUGCAUCCCCAUCCAGAACGUAAACACCUCCGCGAAGGGCGUCUACUCCGGCUACCAGCCCGUCGCCGCCUCCGCCGCCGCCGGCCAGAUCCCCGCCUUCACCAUCAUGGUCAACAGCACCACCCCCAUGUGGCUCUACUGCUCCCAGGGCAAGCACUGCCAGAACGGCAUGGUGAUGGUCAUCAACGAGAACACCAAGGCCAACGCCACCCGCUCCCUCUCCAACUACGCCAAGGCCGCGAAGACCGUGCCCCAGGCCCAGAUCCCCGGCGGCUCCGGCACCGGCUCCGGCGGCGGUUCCGCCAGCCCCACCGGCGGCGCUGGCUCCGGUUCCGGCUCUGGUUCCGGCUCCGGCAACGGCGGCGGCUCCAACAACGGCGGCGGUGCCGGCGCCACCCCCUCCUCCCCUCCCACCGCCGGCGCCGCCUCCCUCAGCGCGCCCGGCACCCUGCUGCUCGCCCUCGGCGCCACCUUCAUGCUCAUGUAA
This is a messenger RNA of Colletotrichum karsti, 684 nucleotides long. RefSeq names its product extracellular serine-rich protein. The coding region runs from base 1 to 684 and encodes 227 amino acids. The transcript has 3 exons. The record is from RefSeq and is a predicted model, not a curated record. Lineage: Eukaryota; Fungi; Ascomycota; Sordariomycetes; Glomerellales; Glomerellaceae.